AUGUUCACUUAAAAGAUUAUUUAAAUUUUGAUCUUUUAUCAUAAGAAUAAUAAGAAAUUACUUAAACUAUAAUUGUUGAUGAUCCUAAUUAUAAGGAAGGUCAUUAUUGUUAUCCAAUAAAAAAUGGAGACAUUAUCGUAUAUAGACGUUAUGGCGAAUUUGAAUUAUUGUCAGAAUAUUUAUUUGAAACAUAAGCUGAAAUUCUAAAAAAAAUUUACCUUAAAAGAAUUUGGGAUUCUAUAUUUAAUCAGUUUUGUUUAAGAAAAUACUUAAAUAUUGAGAUUAAGAAAGUAGAAAUUCUAAAUCUACUUUAAUGACAUCAAGAAAUAAUUACCUAAUAAUAAUGUUGUUAUAGAAUUUUUAUAAAAUCCAAUAUGCUUUUUUGAAUAAAUGGUAAAUAUUGACUAUUCUUUAAUACAAUCACAAAGUAACUUUGAAAAAAUAAAGAGAUUGUAUGAAAUUAAGUGGUUCAAAAGAAAUAAUGAAAUAGGAGAAUUUGACAGUAAAAUAAUUAGAUUAGAUGUUUAUAUAUUUUAAAUAAUAUUAAAAGUCUAUCAAAAUUAGUAAUUUUGUAUUUAAAUUUGUAAUAUAAAACAAAGAACUUAGAGAUUGAUCUUAAAGAUUGAUCUUAAUUAGAAUGAAGUCUAUAGAAUUAAAAUCUAUAUUAAGAUGAGGUGA
Molecule: messenger RNA, 678 nt
Organism: Paramecium sonneborni
Lineage: Eukaryota; Ciliophora; Oligohymenophorea; Peniculida; Parameciidae
Source: the annotation of a GenBank genome assembly